Messenger RNA from Trichomonas vaginalis G3, 237 nucleotides. RefSeq lists its product as uncharacterized. Lineage: Eukaryota; Parabasalia; Trichomonadida; Trichomonadidae. The coding region runs from base 1 to 237 and encodes 78 amino acids. The record is from RefSeq and is a predicted model, not a curated record. The transcript has a single exon.
AUGGCCAAACCUCAGAUUAAAAUUAGAGCCUUCAUUUUCAACAUUGGUACACCAAAUGAAGUAAGAUUAAAAUGUACGGCAAAUGGAUUACCUGAUCUCGGAAGGAAAAAAAGACGCGAGUUAGCAUUACUAAAGAAUGUGAUACAAAAUGAUGAUUCAAGGCCAAUUGCAAAUAUUGCAGACAAUACGACAUUCCCUAAUGAAAAAGAUUUCGGUGAAUUUAUAACUGAAAUAUGA